AUGGCGCAUUCUUCCCAAGGAUCGUUGUUGCAGCCUACCAUUAUAUCAAAUACGCAAUUACAACCAAAAUCAGACAAUGACUUGGUCAAAUCCCUUUCGCAUUUGGUCGCUGGCGCUACUGGUGGUGCCAUUACUGCAGUCCUCACAUCUCCACUUGACGUUUUGAGAACCCGGUUACAGUCUGACUUUUAUCGCCCAGUAUUGUCGGGAUCCCAAGCAGCCGGUUCACAGCCACCGCAGCCGCAGAUAUUUCGGGCAUCUCGCCCCAUGUUGAGCCAUAUUCGCGAAACCUUCCAGAUACUCUUUUCGAUAUACCACAUUGAGGGGUGGCGCGGACUAUUCCGAGGGCUUGGGCCAAACCUGACCGGUGUUGUGCCAGCCAGUGCUAUAAAAUAUUACACUUACGGGAACGUCAAACGCAUAAUAGGGGAAUCGCAUAUCUUUGGGCCUAACAGUGAAAAUGCAGUGGGCUGUCAUAUAAUUUCCGCUGUUACUGCAGGAAUAACUACCGGAACCCUGACUAGCCCAAUAUGGGUGAUAAAGACCCGGCUUCAACUUGACAGAUCACAGUCAGCCAGCAAUCCCCAGGCCGCCCCAAGACGAUAUAAAAAUAGUUUCGACUGUGCAAGACAGGUCUUGCGGCAGGAAGGCCCCAGAGGGCUGUAUCGAGGCCUCUCGGCGAGUUACUUGGGAAGUUUGGAAACAACGUUUCACCUUGCACUUUAUGAACAGUUAAAGAUGCUCAUAGCGCGGAUGAAAUCUAAUCAAGAUGCGCUUACAACCGUGUCUGGUGGCCGCGUUUCUGAAAACAAAACACUUGGAGAUCGGGUUUCGGGUUUGCUGGGCAUGGGUGGCGCCGCCGCACUUUCAAAGUUCCUUUCCUCGAUUAUUGCAUAUCCGCAUGAGGUGAUCCGAACAAGAUUACGACAGGCUCCCAUGGCCAACGGGCACGUAAAAUACACAGGAGUUGUCCAGUGUUUCCGACUUCUCUGUAGAGAAGAAGGUUUCCGAGCUCUAUACGGUGGAUUGACGCCACAUCUCCUUCGAUCAAUCCCUUCAGCAGGAAUUACGCUAGGUGUAUAUGAGGCAGUUCUUGAGGGUUUCAAACUACUUUCUGAAGAGUAA
This is a messenger RNA of Microsporum canis CBS 113480, 1125 nucleotides long. RefSeq names its product solute carrier family 25 member 33, mitochondrial. Lineage: Eukaryota; Fungi; Ascomycota; Eurotiomycetes; Onygenales; Arthrodermataceae. The transcript has 3 exons. Gene Ontology annotation, molecular function: pyrimidine nucleotide transmembrane transporter activity. Bases 1 to 1125 code for a protein of 374 amino acids. Gene Ontology annotation, cellular component: mitochondrion. The record is from RefSeq and is a predicted model, not a curated record. Gene Ontology annotation, biological process: pyrimidine nucleotide import into mitochondrion.